Messenger RNA from Sparassis crispa, 1101 nucleotides. Its product is annotated as Cystathionine beta-synthase. Gene Ontology annotation, molecular function: cysteine synthase activity; cystathionine beta-synthase activity. The record is from RefSeq and is a predicted model, not a curated record. Lineage: Eukaryota; Fungi; Basidiomycota; Agaricomycetes; Polyporales; Sparassidaceae. The transcript is spliced from 9 exons. Gene Ontology annotation, cellular component: cytoplasm. The coding region runs from base 1 to 1101 and encodes 366 amino acids.
AUGCCGUAUCCCAAUGAAAUCUUGGACAGCGCACUCGAUGCUGUUGGGCACACACCUCUCAUUCGGCUCGACAAGAUAGCUGAGCAGGAAGGCCUUCAGUGCAAUCUCCUCGGCAAAGUGGAAUUUACCUCUAUCGGAGGUUCGGUGAAAGAUAGGAUCGCGAAGCGCAUGGUUGACCAAGCGGAGAAAGAGGGAAAGCUCAUUCCCGGCCAAAGCGUGGUUAUCGAGCCCACAUCUGGCAACACUGGCAUUGGCCUAGCGAUGGCCUGCGCAGUGAAGGGAUAUUCUGUGAUCAUCACAAUGCCUGACAAGAUGUCACUUGAGAAAGAAGCUGCUCUCCGCGCACUCGGGGCCGAAGUGGUUCGCACUCCCACAGAAGCCGCAUGGGAUUCACCCGAGUCACAUAUAGGAGUGGCGCGGAAACUGGAACGUGAAAUUCCUGGCGGAGUUAUACUUGACCAGUAUGGCAAUGUUAAUAACCCGCUUGCCCAUGAAUUCACCACAGGACCCGAGAUUAUUGAGGCGGUCGCGUCCACGCCUUCUACUCCGGACAGGCCCUCCUCAGGCAAAGUCGAUGCGCUGGUAGCAGGUGCUGGGACGGGUGGAACGAUCACAGGUUUAUCUCGUGCAAUCAAGAAGACCCACAACCACGACUGUGUUGUGGUGGGCGUCGAUCCCGAGGGUAGCAUUCUCGCUGCGCCCGAGUCAUUGAACACGGAACACGCUGGUAUUCAGUACGUCGUGGAAGGCAUCGGUUACGACUUUAUUCCAGCGGUGCUAUCGCGUCAUGAAGUUGAUACCUGGAUCAAGACAUCUGAUGAUGAAGCCUUCGCAGCUGUCAGAAAGCUAAUGCGGACAGAAGGACUUCUAGUGGGAGGAAGUAGCGGAAGUGCCUUGAGUGGUGCUCUCGAGUGGCUGAAGACCGAGCAAGGCAAAGCGAUUGCGCAGACAAAGGGGGCAAACGUUGUCAUACUGCUGGCCGAUGGCAUUAGAAACUACAUGAGCAAGACGUGGUUUUUGAAGAUGGCGCUCGAGUCCGAGCCGACCCCGCUUGGCAGCCGUAUAGCCGAUAUACUGAAGCCGACACAGAAUGUGAAGUAG